This is a messenger RNA of Psylliodes chrysocephalus, 594 nucleotides long. The record is from the annotation of a GenBank genome assembly. Lineage: Eukaryota; Metazoa; Arthropoda; Insecta; Coleoptera; Chrysomelidae.
AUGAAUAAAAAAGGAGAUCAGUUUGAACACUUUUGGAAUAAAACUCAAAAGAUUGGCUUAGAACCUGAAAGAAAGAGAAUUAGAAUUGAUAUUGUCGGCGACAGAGAGACCUCCUAUCGUCGAUUAUACGUCGAAAUUUUUGAUAAUAUUCUACAACAAAUGAAUUCUCGAUUUCAAAACUUUAACGAAAUAAAAUUUGUUGAAUUGUGCAAUUUUAAUAUUAGUAACUAUGAUUCAUCAAAAUUUCCACCGGAAGCUUUUAAUUUACUAAAAUUAAAUUAUGGAUUUUUUUUCGAUAUUCCAGCAUCAAAGUCCCAGUUAAGUGUUGUUUAUGAAACAACUGAAAUUAGUGAUAAAAAGAUGUCCAUCAAUGUGUCAAAUUUUCUUAUAACAACUGGUUUAAAAAAGUCCCUUUGUGAAGUUGUCAAGUUUUGUGAAUUAGUACUAACCAUCCCAGCCACAAGUGCGUCAGUUGAGCGAAAUUUUUCAGCUUUAAAGCGCAUUAAAAGUUUUAUACGAAAUUCAACAAGUGAAGACAGACUCUCUAAUUUAAACAGUUAUCAAAAAAUCCAAAAUUUUACGACGAUGUUAUAG